UCUUAAAAGGGUUUUAAAUACUUUUGGGCCUUCCUGGCUUGGAAUCGCCCAUUAGAGAUGAACAGAGGACUGCAUGCCCGAUCAUGAAUUAGUGAAACAUAACUAAAUAGUCACCAUAACUAUUAUCACUGUUAAUACUCAAUGUUAUGCAUGUGUGCAUACUGUAAAUGCAUCCUACCUACGGUGUACCUUCUCCUUUGCACUGCUUGCUCAUCAAAGACGCUCAGCACGUGGGGUAGAUAAUUGAAUGAAAUGCUGCUCGUUGGUCGGCUUGGUUCACAGACAGGCCAGUGUAAUUUGACAGUUGAGGAAUGGGGUCAGGGUGGGAAGGACACCAUUCGAUUGCUAGAAUCAUGCUACAUGUCAAACCCCAUCAGGGAGAGGUUAGGGUAAAUCUAGGGUCUUCUCUCUUUUGUCAGGGCUCGACAUGACCCAGUCAACUUUGGAGGGGGGGGGGGCGAGUUUCCCAAACUCAAAACCUGACUAGUGUCAAAUAUUAACUGCAACACAAACAGAGCAAACAGAAUCCGAGUAAACACUCCCUGGGGGCCGCAAAGAUGAGCUUUCACAUACACUCUUACAACACACACUCUUACAACACACACACAUACACAUGUACACACAUAUCCACGUACAUUUACUCUCAGACACAUACCCAACACACUCAGUCAUUCACAUGAACACAUACACACUAUUGUGUUCACAUGCACACUCGUACAACAAGCAUGCAAACGGCCGUGCAUAUGCACACCCGCACACACACUACUUACCCAGGAAGAGUAACUACAGCAUACUAAUAGUAUAUAGUGUAGAUGGGGAAGAGUAUUAAAGGUAUCAAGAUGUUUAUGGAAAAAAUAAUAAAUAUUGUAAAGAUUGACAACUGGUCAUGUCCAGUUAUGUUGGUACAGAGACAAGAUUGGGGUGAGUUGCCAGCUCCAGCUAACUCAUUGAUCCCACUCUGUGAACUCCUGGUCCGUGGUGGGGUGGGAUCCAUCCACCCAUGCCAAACCUAAGCUCCCCACCAGGGACAGGCCCCCAUAUGACAGGACCUCUCUCUUUUCUCUGAACUCCAAGCCAGGACAGCUGUUUGGACUUGGGUUCAAUCUCUCUCUUCUUCUCACACUCUCCUCUCUGUCCCUCGCCUCCCCCUGAUGCCUCCCAAAGGAGCAGAGAUCCAUCGCACUGCCACAGACUUAAGCUGCACGCCUUCACUGUGGACAACAGUAACCUUUAGAUUAAGCGGGUGUUCCCAGAGACUGACUGUGGAUCAGCUGUCCAGAUGAGAGAGUGGAGUGAGUCGGAGAUGACCAUGUCUGCCGGUGGUUACCUCUCUGCCUCUGAUGGAUAUGGCAUCACCGAGCCUCUGCAGUACUACGAUGUGCUGGGGGACCCUUUGGGCUACCCUUUCCAGGAGCCAGACCUACAGGGCCUAGCCUUCAGCCAGCAGCAGUACAGCCCCAUCAAUGUGCAGUUCUCUGUCUACGGACCGCCGAACUCCCAGCACUUCCACCCACCUUCCACCCACCCCUACAGCCCCCACUGCCUGGACACUCCCUGCGAGCCCAGCCCGGAGCCCCAGUGUGGAAGCCUGGGGAAGGGGCGAGGUGGGGGAGGUUUGUCCAUGGUCAAGAGGACCAGGCUGGGUCCAGGAGGAAGGGUGAGGGGCCAGGAUGAGCUGUGUGUGGUGUGUGGGGACAAAGCCUCUGGCUACCACUACAACGCCCUCACCUGUGAAGGCUGCAAAGGUUUCUUCCGAAGGAGUGUGACGAAGAAAGCAGUGUACCGGUGUAAAAGUGGCGGAGGCUGUGAGAUGGACAUGUACAUGCGGAGAAAGUGCCAGGACUGCCGCCUGCAGAAAUGUCGUGCUGUGGGCAUGCUGGCUGAAUGUCUGCUGACGGAGGUGCAGUGCCAGUCCAAGAGGCUGAGGAAGGGGACCAAACACAGAGGAGGAGGGCCUGAGGAGGAGGAGAACAUGGGGAGCAGGAGAGUCAGCUCCACCAGCAGGCUAUCAGGACAGGUAGUGUCUGAAAAUUUGUCAGUAGAACAGAAGCAUGUGCUGGACAGGAUGGUGGAGGCUCAUCGGCAGUACAGUGCGCAGGACACUACACACUGUAGGGUGUUUGAGUGGACUUGUACGGAGGUUGGUGGAGACAGACUAACAGACAUGGCAUGCCCUCCCUCUCAGAGGCUGCUGCAGUUCGCCAAGAGUGUACCUGGCUUUGAGCUCCUGGACUGCUUGGACCAGACCACCCUCCUCUCUAGUUCAUCUGUGGAAGUCAUGUUUCUGCUAUCAGCUCAGCAGUUCACCCAGAACCCAGCAGCCUCUAGCCCAGCACUACAACCUUUCAACAUCUCAACUCAUCAUUGGCUGAAAAUCUUAGAGUCCAAGGAAAACAUUCAUAGUGGGACCGGCCCUGUAAACUCAGGAGUCAAUGAGGACUUGCUAGGACCGGUACUCAACUUCUUCCACAGCAUGGCUGCAUUGGGGGUGACGGAGGCUGAAUAUGCCCUGCUCACUGCUACAGCACUGCUAUGCUCAGACGAAGCGUCGCUGCGGGCGGUGGUGUGUGUGGAGAGCUUACAGGAGCUGACCAUGGAGCUGCUGUCCAGGGUGUGCGGAGCCCGGUAUGGAGCCCAGGGCCCUCAGGGAGCCCAGCGCUUCGCUCGCCUGCUGGGGAGACUCACAGAGCUGCGCACGCUACGACACAACCACCUCACCCUGCUCCGACAGCAGCUCUGGGACAGUCAGCCUUGAGACAGACACUGAGUACGAAGAACAGAGAUAGAACAGAGAGACAGAGACACAAACCAAUGGUUUAAAUAAUCUACAUUUUGCUUAAUGUUCAAUGAUUCAUCAAGUUUGUACCAAACAAUUUAAGGUAACACUAUGUUAUGUUUAUAAUGAAAAAUACCAAUACCAUUCUUCUAAGUGAUUGGUUUCUACUGUAAAGUUUGAAUCACCGACCGGUGUUAAACCAAAGUGAGUUUUAUUAUAUGGAGAGCACAGAUUAAGGUAUUAAAAAAGUAUUUUAUCAUA
Messenger RNA from Oncorhynchus keta (chum salmon), 3037 nucleotides. RefSeq names its product bile acid receptor-like. The coding region runs from base 1280 to 2755 and encodes 491 amino acids. Gene Ontology annotation, biological process: cell differentiation; bile acid signaling pathway; negative regulation of inflammatory response. Gene Ontology annotation, molecular function: zinc ion binding; nuclear receptor activity; RNA polymerase II cis-regulatory region sequence-specific DNA binding. The transcript has 11 exons. The record is from RefSeq and is a predicted model, not a curated record. NCBI's taxonomy places the organism in Eukaryota, Metazoa, Chordata, Actinopteri, Salmoniformes, Salmonidae.